Messenger RNA from Erinaceus europaeus (western European hedgehog), 2933 nucleotides. RefSeq names its product XK related 8 (gene XKR8). Gene Ontology annotation, cellular component: plasma membrane. The record is from RefSeq and is a predicted model, not a curated record. The transcript has 3 exons. Gene Ontology annotation, biological process: apoptotic process involved in development; phosphatidylserine exposure on apoptotic cell surface; engulfment of apoptotic cell. NCBI's taxonomy places the organism in Eukaryota, Metazoa, Chordata, Mammalia, Eulipotyphla, Erinaceidae. The coding region runs from base 126 to 1325 and encodes 399 amino acids.
CCGCCCUGCAGGCCGGGGCUGGGGCGGCCCCGUGGGCCGUGCUUGCUGCUUCCUGCCCGAGACCCCAGGCGGAGAGGGCGGGCCCCAGCCUCGGAGGAGGAGUGGGAGGGAGAGGCCGGCGGGUCAUGCCCUGUGCGCUCCGCACCGCGCUCUUCUGGGACUUGGUCCUGGGCGUCCUGGGCACUGUCGCCUUCCUGAUCGACCUGGGCGCUGACUUGUGGGCCGCGAGCCAGUAUGUGCUCAGCGGCCACUACUUGUGGGCUGCGCUGGUGCUGGCGCUGCUGGGCCUCGCCUCGGUGGCGCUGCAGCUCUUCAGCUGGUUCUGGCUGCGCGCCGAUCCCGCCGGUCUGCACGCGGCCCAGCCCACCGGCCGCUGGCUGGCGCUGCUGCACUUCCUGCAGCUGGGCUACCUGUACAGGUGCCUACAGGGACUGCGGCAGGGGCUGCUGGUAUGGCGGCAGGAGGCGCCCUCUCAGUUUGACCUGGCCUACGCUGACUUCCUGGCGCUGGACAUCAGCAUGCUGCGGCUCUUUGAGACCUUCCUGGAGACUACACCGCAGCUCACGCUGGUGCUGGCCAUCGUGCUGCAGAGCGGCCAGGCUGAGUACUACCAGUUGGUUGGCAUCUGUUCAUCCUUCGUGGGCAUCUCAUGGGCGCUGCUCGACUACCACCGGGCCUUACGCACCUGCCUUCCCUCCAAGCCGCUCCUGGGGCUGGGCUCCUCUGUGAUCUACUUCCUGUGGAACCUGCUGCUGCUGUGGCCCCGAGUGCUGGCGGUGGCCCUGUUUUCAGCCCUUUUUCCUCGCUACGUGGCCCUGCACUUCAUGGGUCUGUGGCUGGUGCUGCUGUUCUGGGUGUGGCUUCAGGGCACAAACUUCAUGCCAGGGUCCUAUUCUGAGUGGCUGUACCGGGCGACGGUGGCCACCAUCCUUUAUUUCUCCUGGUUCAAUGUGGCAGAGGGCCACACCCGAGGCCGUGCCACCAUCCACCUACUGUUCCUCCUGGGGGACAGUGUGCUCAUGGUGGUCGCCUGGGGGACCCAGAGUAGCUGGCUGCCUACUGGGGUCCCACUGCAAACACUGCUGCUGGCAGGCCUCGUCUGCUUCUUUCUGGGCCUGGCUCUGCGGCUCGCAUACUACCGCUGGCUGCACCCUGCCUCCCACUGGGAGCCUGACCGAGUGGACGGGAGCCUGGGUGCUCGCCCCCUUGAGCUGCACCAGCUGCCCGAGAACAGGCGCAUGAACCAGCUGGCUCGAAACUUUUUCCCCAAGUGUCGGGGUGAGACUGCUCUGCCAGGGAAGGGCGAGGUGAAUGGGGUUCUUUGAGGCAGAGCCAUCCCCAGGCAGAGACAGAUGGACUCAAUUGGCAGAAUACAGAAGAUAAGCUAUUUUUGCUGCUGUGGACCUUGAUUCACUCAACACACAAGCACUUGAUGACUGUUCUGUGCCAGGCACUGGAGACUAGAGUUGAGUGAGCUACAAACCUGCCAUUAGGGGGCUGGAUGCUGAUAGCACAGUGGGUUAAGUGCACAUAGCGCAAAGCUCAAGGGCUGGCUUAAGGAUCCCGGUUCGGGCCCCCCGGGAUCCCGGUUCAAGCCCCUGGCUCUCCACCUGCAGGGGGUUACUUCACAGGCGGAGAAGCAGGUCUGCAGGUGUCUAUCUUCUUCUCUCCCUUCUGUCUUCCCCUCCUCUCUCCAUUUCUCUCUGUCCUAUCCAACAAUAACAAAAGCAAUAACAACAACAACAAUGAUAAACAAGGGCAACAAAAGGGAAAAAAUAGCCUCCAGGAGCAGGGGAUUUGUAGUGCAGGAACUGAGCCCCAGCAAUAACCCUGGAGGCAAAAUAAGUAAAUUUUUAAAGAAAGAAAGAAACCUGCUUUUAAGGAUGCAAAACAAGAAGGAAUGGGCCCUGGAGGAUCAAGGGACCUAGUUAUAUAUAAGAUACUUUGGGAAGAAAAGAAAGACCCUCUCCUCCCACCCCUGCCCCUCUAACCAGCGCACUGCAGUAUUGGUAUUUAUACCUCCCUGGUCACUUCUGGAAUCACUGGAUGAGUUCUUGCCCUUCCUCUUGGCUCUCCUGUCCUGGGCUAGAAGCCCCCAGGACAUCCAGGGUGUGAUCUCCAGAAUCCUUCCUCCCCCGUCCCACCCUGGUCAUUUAUUUCAUUCAGCACAUGUAUACUGAGAGCAUUUUUGCUGACCAGAUCACCGAUCAGCUUUGGCUAUUGGUGGUGCCAAGGGUCAAAACUGGGACCUCUCACAUACAAGUCCUAUGUGCUUCCUAAGCCCCAUAGAAAGCAUUGUUGGCUGGGAAUAAGGUCAGUUGUCUCUUGCUCUGUCCCUUACUCUCUCCAGCUUCUCCUGGGUAGGCUGGUCACCCCUGGAAGCUGGGGCGACCUAUUAGUUGGUUCCUGGCAGCCCCUCUAUGGUCUUGAUGCAGCCGGCCCAGCUCUGCCUUUGUUCUUAUGGGGCCACUUUCAAUCAAGUGCUUUGUGAAGCUGUGCUUCUAGGCCAUGACUGAGCGUGUUGAGUCUCUCUCUAUACUUUGGGAAGUGUGCUUUGUAGCUCUGUCUGUGUGAGCAGAAGAGGUGGUAUUUAUGUGUCUCUGCGAGUGUGGCUUUUGUUUAUCAGUAUUAUUAGGUUAUUAAAACCUCAUGAGGGCUGGGGAGAUAGCACCAGGGGAUAGCACAGUGGCCUGAGGCACAUAAGUCAGAGCUGCACAGUGCUCUGAUAAACAUUAAGUUAAAAUUCUGCAACCUGGGAGGUGGCACAGUGGAUAAAUCACUGUAUUCUCAAACAGGAGGGCCUGGGUUUGAUCCCCGGUGAUGCAUUUGCCAGAGUGAUGUUCCGCUGCUCUCUCCCUUUCUCUCAUUAAUAAGUAUCAAAGAGUUACAUUAAUAACAUAUUUUAAUAAUAAAAAGGCUCAUGAAACCCUCCA